This is a messenger RNA of Porites lobata, 1743 nucleotides long. The record is from the annotation of a GenBank genome assembly. Lineage: Eukaryota; Metazoa; Cnidaria; Anthozoa; Scleractinia; Poritidae.
AUGGCGGAAAACCAAACUCGAAUAGCCGACCAUCAGUUUAAAGAUGAAGUGUUUCGCAGCCUGAAUGACUUAAGAAACUCAAAACUGCUUUGCGACACAACAAUUCGAGCUGAAGGAAAAGAGUUUCCAGCUCACCGAUGUGUUUUGUCUGCUGGUAGUUUGUAUUUUCGUGGGCUGUUUACAACAGAGCUGGGUGAAAGCGAAAGCAACCUCAUUGAACUUCAGUUACUCAAAUGUACUGCAAUAAACGAAGUUCUUGAAUUUAUUUACACUGGAGAAGCUACAGUUAACAGUUCUAAUGCACAAGACGUGAUUGUAGCAGCCGAUUACCUGAUUAUUCCAUCGUUAAAAGCGAAAGCUUCAGAGUUCAUGGAGAACACGAUUAAUGCUUCGAAUUGUUUGGCCAUGGAAUCGUUUGCUUGCCAGUUUCAUUGUGAUUCGCUGAAACGAGCUGCGUUAAAGUACAUAUGCCAGCAUUUUACCUGCGUCGUUGAGUCGGAAGAUUUCAAAACUUUGGAAUAUAACAAGGUUAAGAUGUUUAUAUCCCAAGACGAGAUAAUUGUUUCCAAAGAGGAGGAAGUUUAUGAAGCUGUUAUCCGCUGGGUGAAACACGAUAUGGUUAGCCGUGAGUCAUUCUUCCCCGAGCUUCUCAAAUGUGUUCGUAUCUUUUCUAUGUCGAAGUUCAGUCUGCGAGAAAUAGUGGCGAACGAAGAACUAGUCUUAAAAAACCAGGAGUGUAUGAGCACUGUCCUUAAAAGAAUGAGUUCUUUUCUUUUUUCAGAUGAUGCGGGUUUCAGACUACUCGAAAGACCUCGUUUAUGCCUCAAGACACAUGAGCCUGUUGUAGUUUUUACUGGUGGCCAUGUAAUACCUUGUCAAAUGUAUCCACCUUCAAGAAAAACCUUUGGCUUUUUGCCUGCCACAAAACAGUGGGUAGAGUUACCAAAGAUGACUGUGGGUCGCUCACGACAUGCAGCAGCAGUUUGUAAUGGUCAUUUGUUUGUGGUGGGUGGUCAGGAACGUGCAGCUCUGUCUUAUUACAACCCUUUUCAAAAUAAAUGGUGUACUAAGAAAGAUAAGAUGAUUCCAGUUCGCAUGGGUGCAACACUUACUACUCACAAGGAAGAAAUGUAUAUGAUUGGCGGCAAAAAGGACAGGGGAAUAAUCUUGCACUCUGUUAGCAAGUAUAGUUUUCAGCUUAACAGAUGGACAGACCUGUCCCCGAUGCAGUUUCCUCGGGCUGCUCACUGUGCAGUUGGCCUUGACGGACUAAUCUAUAUUAUAGCAGGUCAAGAUAAUAGUGUUUGUUUAAAGUGCAUGGAAUGUUAUGAUCCAUCAAAUGAUGAAUGGUCUCAGGCCCCAGCUAUGACGAAUGAGCGUAAGUUUGCUGCUGCUGCGGCUUCUUCUGGGGAUAAAAUAAUUGUGGUUGGUGGUUAUGCAGACAUGGAAUGUGAAAACCUGGUGGAAAGUUGUGAGAUCUUUAUCAAAAGCACUAAUGAAUGGAACAUAGUGGCUGGUCCCAUUGUACCUCGUGCUGCAUGUGGUAUAGUGAGCAUCGAAGAUUGUGUCUAUCUGUUUGGGGGUGAAGAUGGAGAGACAGAGAUUGGCAGUGUGGAGUGCUAUUCUUUCCAAGGAGGCGCUUGGCACUUGAUCGGUAACAUGCCCAAACCACUUACAUGUCUUCAAGCCUCAUUGUUGCAACUACCCAUGGAAUAUUUGCGUGAACAAUUGAAAGUUAUGUGA